This is a messenger RNA of Leptonychotes weddellii (Weddell seal), 3001 nucleotides long. It is a transcript of the gene KRT222, whose product is annotated as keratin 222. Lineage: Eukaryota; Metazoa; Chordata; Mammalia; Carnivora; Phocidae. Gene Ontology annotation, molecular function: structural molecule activity. The record is from RefSeq and is a predicted model, not a curated record.
UUUUCCUGUUCCUUUAUGGAGAGUCUGACACGUCUACUAUACCAACAACAGGAGGAGAAAAGGGUUUGCAUAUUUGCAUAAUUGAUUGGAAGCACGGGAAUUUCGGUGGUUCUGAAAAAGGGAGCUCUGCGUCUUUAAGGCUCCAUGGAGCUUCAUCUCUGCUCGACGCAGACAGACCAGCUCUGCCGCAGCGACUCAUCCUAUCGAUAAGGUUCACUUAGCCAAGGUGGAGGAUGGGAAAAGAAUGGAGCUGUCCCAGCUACUCAAUGAGAUCAGGGCAAACUAUGAAAAGCUCCUCAUGAGAAAUCAGAUAGAGACCGUGCUCUCAUCAAGGAUCCAGCUAGAAGAAGAUAUGAGCAAAAAAAUGGACAAAGAUGAAGAGGCUUUAAAGGCAGCUCAAGCAGAACUCAAGGAAGCUCAACGCCAGUGGCACCACCUGCAAGUGGAAAUUGAGUCUCUCCAGGCGGUGGAAAGGGGCCUGGAAAACUCCCUACAUGCCAGUGAGCAACAUUACCAGAUGCAGUUGCAAGAUCUAGAGGCGGUGAUUGAAGGACUAGAAAAAGAGCUACAGGAAGUAAGGCGCGGCAUCGAAAAGCAGCUUCAAGAGCAUGAGAUGCUUCUCAACACGAAGAUGAGGCUAGAACAAGAAAUCGCCACUUACCGCCGCCUCCUAGAAAAGGAAGAAAUCAGAUAUUAUGGUUGUAUCCAAGGUGAGAAAAAAGAACAAAAACCUACGACAAGUAGAGUUGGUUUUGUUUUACCUUCAGCCAUUAUAAAUGAAAUAUCUUUUUCAACGAAACUCCCACAAAAGUAUGAGAACGAAAAAGUGGAAACAGUAACCAAACAGGCAAUACUAAAUGGCAAUAUCGUGAAGGAAAGCACUGAGGCUCGUGGCACUAUUCAGACAGAAAAAGUGGAUGAAGUUAUUAAAGAAUGGGAAGGCUCCUUCUUUAAAGAUAACCCUCGAUUAAGGAAAAAAUCGGUUUCUCUUCGAUUUGAUCUUCAUUUAGCAGCCACUGAUGAAGGGUGUUUACAGACUAAGCAGGAUAAUCUACCGGAUAUAGAAGUCAGGCUUAUCAUGAGAAGAUCAUGCAGUAUCCCCUCUAUCAAACCUCCAUCAGGAGCUAAUUAAUCCAAAGACAGUAUUUGACUUGAUUUGAAAAUGACAUUAGGGAGGACCAAGGUGGGCCAUGCUGACUGCCUUCUGUCCCAAAAUGUAAGUUAUUAAGUAUGUAUGUUAUGAUCAAUGUGUGAUUCUCUUCAGAAAACAAACAGGAAGGGACAAAAUUUCUCUGAAUCUAAUUACGGAUGUAUUCUUUGAAGAGAGGGAGUUUCCAAAUAAAAUCAGAAAUUCAGUAUGGUUUCUAUUUUAUUUACUCCAAAUAGUCUUUUCCUCUUGAAAUUUUAUCAGAGACUAUAAGCGUUAAGGUGGCUUGGUUAAGUCUUUGAAAUUUCACUCAGUGGCCAAAUAUUCUAAGGAAAGGGAACAAUUUGUUUAAGUAUGAUUGUAUUAUAUUAAGAAUCACACUGACUUAUUCAUCAUUAUUCCAUGACUGGUUAGAUCUAAAAAGAUUUUUCUACUUAAAAAAGAAAACAAUUGUAAACAAACUUUUAAAGAGGACUCACUAAUCACAGAACCAAAAAAAAAAUUUUUUUUGAGACAAUCAUUUGCAUACUUAGAAAAAUAACAGAGCCACUUUCCACGAGCCAUUCCAAGCAAACUAUAGAACACACCCCUGGCUAAUUUGAUGAUUAAAUAAAUUUAAAUUAAUCUUCAUCCAAAAGCUUUUUGUAAUCAUGAUCUGAUUUCCAGAAGAGUUACUUUAUUCAAGGAACUUUAAGGUUGUGUCCUCCCCCACAAAAAAAUCAGAAGGCCAGCAGCACAAACAGAAGAUGAAAAUCUCAUUCUCGUUGCUACCGUUACUAGAAUAGAGUCCUCUAAUCUCACCAUCCCAACUUUUCCAUCUGUAAAGUUAAAUGUGACUAAUUUUAAUAUUCAAUGUGAGCAUUAGGUAAGAUACUAUGUAAAGUAUUACAAAUAUUUCUUGCAAUCAUUUAUGUGAAUUAAGAUAACAAUAUUGUUAUCUAAGCGAUGAGUAUUUGCAGGAUUUCUGUUUUUAAACUGUUCAAACUAUAAUAAAUAGGGACAGAAAAUCUAUUUGUGAAUAAGUCAAGUAUUGUAGCAAAGUUUUUUAAACAACUUAAUUUGUUUAAUACAGGCAUAUUUAUUUAUUUUAAGACCUUAAAUAAUAAAUACCUGUUUUAAAACAUUAGAAAUUUAUAGGCUAUCACUUUUUUUCUAAGCAGAAAAAAAUGUUGAUUACAACUCACCAUACUUUUUUCCAGCUAAAGUAUCAUCGAAGGGCUACAGCUCAGUUAGCAUUUUUAUUACCAAUCUUUGCAGUCUCUCUUUCUCUCCUUUAUUUCACACAGAAUAAAAUGUGUAUUUUAACCAGGAGAAAAUUAUGUUAAAUCAUCUUUAACAUAAUGCAGGAAUAUAAAAUUUUAAUUUUUUUUUUCAAUUGCUUUAGAUUCCUUUUAGCCUCUCUUAUUCUAUUUAGCAAAAGGGAUGAUUUUGUUUUGUCAAGGAUAGGACAGCAUGUUAAAUGCUUAUUCUUGUGUAAGCAUCUGACCUAAAAUACAUCCUGUACAUAGUGUUUUCAUUCAAUAUUAGUUAAAUGGUAUGCUACUAACUUUAUUAAUGCUUUAAAAAAUGCACUCAUGUAAACUAUUGUAUUAAAGUCACUGUACUCAGCAACAAUAAUCAUAAUAAAACAAUAUAUCUAGUGUAAUCUACAUGCAGUGUUCAGAACAGUACUGGGUAUCAUGAAUGUAACUGCUUGUUAUAGUAAUUCUGCUAUGCAGCUCUUGUGUGUAUGACAUGUACAUUUUAAAAUACAGUACUUGAAUUUAUAAAAAAAAAUAUUUUAUUUGCUUUGGGGCAUUUUAAAUCGGGAUAUGAAUUUACCAAAGUAAAUGAUACCACUACAGUAAAAAAAAA